Messenger RNA from Cyprinus carpio (common carp), 3181 nucleotides. RefSeq names its product modulator of smoothened a (gene mosmoa). Gene Ontology annotation, biological process: negative regulation of smoothened signaling pathway. Gene Ontology annotation, cellular component: ciliary membrane; Golgi apparatus. The record is from RefSeq and is a predicted model, not a curated record. NCBI's taxonomy places the organism in Eukaryota, Metazoa, Chordata, Actinopteri, Cypriniformes, Cyprinidae.
GCAUCACAGACCCCCUUUAACCGCCGGAAGUCUCGCGAUAACGAGAGAGCGUGAUCCCGCAGGCCUGUUGUGUCUGACGAGAGACGCUGCGUGGGGGGUUUUCGCUUUAUGUCAUCGGGAACGACGCGAGAGCUGCAUUUGCGCCGCUGUUUCUCACGCUUCCGCUGCGUCUUCCAGUCGUUUCUUUCCACAUACACGAGCUUAACGACCUUGCACUGCACUCGCGCGCGGGUUUUUGAGGAUGAGGAUGAUGCGGCGGUGUUAUGCUCGCGUGCAGCUGAGGAGAGAGAUGGACCGUAGCACCGUCGAUCUAAACGGCCCCGUACGACUCUAACUCGUUGUCUCACCGCGUUAUCUGUUUAAUUCCCGCAGUCGAGAGCUUCUUGGAGAUGGAUAUGUGGACGUCGAGUGGCAGCAGGCCCUCCGGAUGGCAAACAAACCGCGAGGAUCUGUAGCCUGCUAGCUAGCUAGCGACGUUAAGAGAAGAAGAGCGCAGUCACCGUGUGAGGAGGAGGAGGAUGAUGGAGCUUCAGCCCUGAGCUCUCACUAGGAGGAAGAUCAGGCACAGAUCCUGGUCUCUGAUGAGCUCGUUUCUCUCUCCAGGGCUGCUGGACUUCUAACCGUAUCAUAUCUCGCUAUAUUAUGCAGUCGCACCCGAGCAGGGACCGUGCUGUUUACUGACCGCUGCGGAGACAUUAGCUCAGUUCUUCACGCGUCUCUGUCACAGUCCAGCUCUCCUGAGAUGGAUAAACUCACCAUUAUUUCAGGAUGUCUCUUUCUGGCCGCGGAUAUCUUCGCCAUAGCGAGCAUAGCCAAUCCAGACUGGAUCAACACUGGCGAGUCAGCAGGGGCUCUUACUGUGGGGCUGGUGCGUCAAUGUCAGACCAUUCAUGGACGAGAUCGAACCUGCAUCCCCCCACGACUCCCUCCAGAGUGGGUCACCACGCUCUUCUUUAUCAUCAUGGGUAUCAUCUCCCUCACGGUCACCUGCGGCCUGCUGGUGGCCUCGCACUGGCGUCGAGAAGCCACAAAGUACGCAAGGUGGAUCGCCUUCACAGGAAUGAUCUUGUUUUGUAUGGCCGCCCUCAUAUUCCCAAUAGGAUUCUACAUCAAUGAAGUAGGGGGACAACCGUACAAAUUACCCAACAACACAGUGGUGGGCUCCUCUUAUGUACUGUUCGUGCUCUCCAUCUUCUUCACAAUAGUGGGGCUGCUGUUUGCGGGAAAAGUCUGUCUUCCUGGCUGAGGGAACGUUCCCAGGAGGGACAGCUGGGGUGUUCAAAGUUAGACAGAAAGAGACGGCACUCAUUGAGAAGGGCCAACGAAAGGGGGUGGUGGUAUAUGGUAAUAACUCAUUAAACUAAACAGACGAUUACUGCACACACUACAUACGAGUGCCUCCGCCAAACCUGAGCUUUGUUAAUCCCGUGCUGUCUUUAUGUUGCACCUUUGAGUUUCAACCCGAAGGAUCCCGUUGGAGUACACGUUGGAGCAGGCCCAUCCGGAAAGGACUGAGCGCAUCCACAGCGACUGCUUCCAGUACUACUUUACUUUGGAAUAUAGUUAAUUUAAGUUUGCAGAGUUUCACACAAUUGCGCCCCCUGCCAUUGUGGAGAGGAAAGACAAGAAACUGGUGGAGAAUGCGGGCAGCGACACAAUGGACCCGGCGCUCAGUCCAACCAGAGGGGCUACAACGGGACUCCCACAUUCUCUCUAGCGGCCCGAGAGCUGGUCGGGACACUGCACUGUUACAAAAGAGGGAAAGGAGAAAGGGAACAGUAUUAAGAACAAUUUUGCUCGCACGCUUCAUGAGGCGAACACUCCAGGACUGCCGGUCAGGACCCUGCAAGGCUGUGCCUCGCUGUUACACGCUCAGAUAUUGACGGACGCGUCUCUGAAUCUGACCUCAUACCAAAAUUAACUCCCGCCUGAGCUCACUUGAGUGUGAGGCGAGUUUAGUUCAAUCACGGGCGGAUGUAUUAGUGCUUCGACUUUACACCUGCUCAUCUCUUCUUGUUUUGAUCUCUGGGUUUGCAGAGCCCUUUAUUUGUUUGGUUUGAUUUGCUAAUGUGCCAUAAACCUGUUUUGUCGUAUGAAUGCUAAGGACAUGAGUUGGGUUUAAGGGAGCAGUAUAUGCGGUAUAGCCAUUUCAGUAGGUGAAGCACUACAGAUGUACAAAAAUGAACUCCUUACCUCAUUAUCUUGCGAUUCAGAAUUAUUUUUCCCCUCCCAUUACAAAAUAUGUGCCCUGUAAGUUAUGUUCUGCCUUGGUCACGGACGUUUCAUUCAAAUGCUGCGAUCAUGGCAAAUUAUUUAUCUGACACUGAAUAAAAAGGAGCUCAAGAAUGCGUGCGUGUUACAUUCGCUCUGUUUUUAAGCCGUUCCACUUUUUGGAAUGCAGAUGUACUUGUUGAGAGCGUCUCUACAGUGGAACAAAACCAGAAGUGUUUGUUUAUGAUGGAUGUGUGAUAUGAAGGUUACAUUUUGCCCACAAGCUGUUGUUUUUUCAUAAAUCUUCUCCAAGUGUGUGUUGUUUUAUUUGAAUGUGCUUUUUUUUUUGGUUUAAUCCACUUAAGAAAGGUCAUGCUCACAGUCGCCUUUACAUUCUUUACUAAAUCAAUUUCAUUAAUGCUUUGAAAGACUGCAUUUUCCUUGGAAACGUUCAUAUUCAUUAUAGGGAUGGCAAACAGAUAAAGUAUAUUUAUUCAAAUUUUAGAUGAUUCUCGUAAAUAUAUGGGGUAAAAGCAUACACUCUUGGAUCGAAGAAUUGAUAAAAAAUGUUUCUAAGAAAUUCCCUCCUGCAUUCAGGCAAGAUGUGUACAAUUGCUUUUGACAAAAGAUGUCACUCCGUAUCGCACUGGGACCUAAAUUAAUGUGAACUGUGAGAACGACGGUGGACCGCAGUGGACAGCUUGCGUGCUAAAGACUGCUUCUGCUUUGGAUAUUUUUGGAAACCCAUCAUAAAAUGGAAAAAAAGAUUACAUAUAGGUAAAAAAAAGCUAUUAUUUAAAAGGGAAGGAAACAAAUGUAUGAGUAACAGUAUUAUCUAUCAAAGGAUGUUAGCAGUCCUUGUGCACAGUUACUGUUAACAGAUCCGUAUUACUGGCAAGACAGCUGUUUUCUCUGCUACUCUUUGUUUCAGUAUCUCACUGUAUACAAUAAAGGCAUUAAAGAAGGCGAA